AAGAAAGUUGAAGGGCAAUUUAGUAAUAGCAGCAACACGAGUUCCACCCCAACAAGUAACAGGCAUUGUUAUAAUCCCCAUCGAGCUAUCAGGCUCCUCUUCCCAUACAAGAAUCUCUUUCUCUCUCCUCUGCAUAGUUUUCUUCACUCCAAAUCAUCACGCACUCUCUCUCUCUCUCUCUCUCCCCUUUCUCGUCUGCUCGCUCUUCUGCUGACUGAUGAUGGGUCUGAGCCCUCCUCACUCCUGCAUUUCCCUCGUCAACAUUAUGCUCAGCACCACUUUCUUCCGUCACAAGCCUUAAUACACCUCUUUCUCUCUCUCUCUCUCUCUUUCACUGCCACUCAACUUGUUGCAACUCAGAUUUCCCCUACAAAAAUCCAGUCUUUUUUCUGCAGAUCAAAUCUAUGGAGGGUGGAGGGGUUUACGACGAUUCCCGCAUGCCUAAUCUUUUGCUCAAGAGUGAGAGUUCCGAGGUUCUUGAUUCUCUCUGGGUUCCCAAUUCUUCCCCUUCUUUUCAAGGCUCUGCAUCGAUGGUGAGCUUCGAAGGAGAAAACAUAAACGUAAAAGCGGAAAACUGCAACGACGAAUUUGACCCUUGCUUCCAGCAGCCGGAGAAGAAACGGCGGCUCUCUCACGAUCAAGUUCAGUUUCUGGAAAAAAGCUUCGAGGUGGAAAAUAAGCUGGAACCUGAGAGAAAAAUCCAGCUCGCUAAAGAAGUGGGUUUGCAGCCAAGGCAAGUGGCAAUCUGGUUCCAAAAUCGAAGAGCCCGCUACAAAACCAAGGUGCUCGAGAAAGAAUACGCCGCCUUGAAGGCCAGCUACGACAAGCUCACUUCCGACUACGACGCCCUUUUCAAAGAGAACGACAACAUGAGAAACCAGGUGAAUCUUCUGACGGAGAAGUUGCUGAUGAAGAGCCCAUCGGCGAAGAAAGAAGAGGCGGCGAGCUCGGCUGUGUUCGAUUCGGAGAGCCAGUCGGCGACAUUGGAGCCGGCUGAUUCUUCUCACGUGGAAGCUUCGGAUUUCUCGCAAGAUGAAGACGACACCCUCAGCAGAAGCCUUAUGCCGCCCUCUUGUUUUCCCAAACUCGAAAUCGAGUGCUACGAUGAUCUCCAGCCCAACUCCUGCAAUCUCGGAUUCCCUGUUCAAGAUCAAGUUCAAGGCACAUGGUUCUGGCAAUAUUGACCAUUUCAACAUUAUUCUUGCUUUCCAUUUUUAUGCUCUUCUUCUUCUUCCAUGUAAAUAAUGAAUUUUUGCAUUUGCUCUUCAUCUUUCUAUCAUACAUAAAUUUACUUUUA
Messenger RNA from Salvia miltiorrhiza (redroot sage), 1297 nucleotides. RefSeq names its product homeobox-leucine zipper protein HAT5-like. The record is from RefSeq and is a predicted model, not a curated record. Gene Ontology annotation, cellular component: nucleus. Bases 405 to 1184 code for a protein of 259 amino acids. Gene Ontology annotation, molecular function: DNA-binding transcription factor activity, RNA polymerase II-specific; sequence-specific DNA binding. Gene Ontology annotation, biological process: positive regulation of DNA-templated transcription. NCBI's taxonomy places the organism in Eukaryota, Viridiplantae, Streptophyta, Magnoliopsida, Lamiales, Lamiaceae. The transcript has 3 exons.